ACCCGUUGGUUUACAAAUGACAUGGCCCGUUACUAUUUUGCUAUAAUCGAUCGACGGCGUCCCAUUUCCUCGUUGACACUUUGGCGCGGUUUGGGGAUGUUGAACCCUAAUAGGCUCCGGCUCCGAGCCUUCACCGGUAAACAUGGCUUCAUUUCACUGGCAGCGGCAAAGCUUCGAUGUAGUGCUUGGAUAGAUAAUUCUAUCAACACAUUCAUUACAAGGGCAUUGUCUUCGUCUUCUGGAGAUGAUGACUUCUCAGAAUUGGGAUCCCCUUUGCCUAAAGCUGCAACUAGUCUUCCGAAGUUGAUGACGGAGAAACCUGAGCCUUAUAAUAAGAAAGCUAACCGUAGGAGAAAACCUUCUGGAGUGCCGUUAGAAAGCAGCACCAGCUUGAAAAAUGAUUCCUCAAAACUGGAGAGUGUAGAAGCAAGCAAGAGACCUUUUUUGGCUGAUGAGGUUUCUGUAAAUUGCUUUGAUCCUAGUCCACUAGUUGACAAAGAGGCAGUUAGCAUUAGGAUUGCCAACAUCAACUCAGAGACCACUGAUUCUGCGAUACAUUCUAUGUGUACGUCCUAUGGUUGCUUGGAGGGGCUUGUGCGAACAAAAGAGGAUGCAGUGGAUGCCUUCUUUAGCGUUGAGGACAAUGCUGACAUAGACAGCAUAGUUGCAAAGUUGAAUGAUACAGUCAUGAAUGACCAUGAGUGGUCAGCUAAAUUACAUCAUAGAGACUCCACUCCUGCUGUGAUGAGCAAGGAAAGUAAUGGUAACUUUAAUGUGGGAUUACAUUUAAGCCGUCAGUUGGCUGAAGUGAAAAGGCAAGUCAUCAUGAAGACCGUGUGCAUAGAAGAUUUGGAGUAUCUGCAUAAUGCCUUGGUGCACCUUGAAGCUCAUUCUUGCAGCAGGACUAGUAUUUCCAAGGAUGACUGAGCUUGGGAACCAUGCGAUUGCUAAUGUUUCACAUAGUGAUACUAUGAGAAUUGUGAAAGUUAACCAAAAAAUUUUGGAUGCCCAUUUUUGAUUUCUGAUUUGUUCAAAUUGACAUGCAGGGUCUUGAGGUUUUGUAGUAGUAAGAGGUUCAAUGGAGUUUAGAUUUUGUAGAUAUCUGA
Messenger RNA from Rosa chinensis, 1106 nucleotides. RefSeq lists its product as uncharacterized. Bases 22 to 927 code for a protein of 301 amino acids. Lineage: Eukaryota; Viridiplantae; Streptophyta; Magnoliopsida; Rosales; Rosaceae. The record is from RefSeq and is a predicted model, not a curated record. The transcript has 6 exons.